This is a messenger RNA of Drosophila montana, 4093 nucleotides long. Its product is annotated as RNA-binding protein Musashi homolog Rbp6-like. The record is from RefSeq and is a predicted model, not a curated record. Gene Ontology annotation, cellular component: cytoplasm. The transcript has 12 exons. Gene Ontology annotation, biological process: regulation of translation. The coding region runs from base 553 to 1596 and encodes 347 amino acids. NCBI's taxonomy places the organism in Eukaryota, Metazoa, Arthropoda, Insecta, Diptera, Drosophilidae. Gene Ontology annotation, molecular function: mRNA binding.
GUUUCUAAACAUUUCUCAAAAAACAAAAAAAAAACUUAACAUAAAAAUAAAGAAAAAACACAAAAAUCCAACAACUUGUUAACCAAAAGUGGCCUGCAAAACGAAGCAACAACCCAGAAAUGUGAUUCAAAGUGCGCAAUGUAACAAAAAACGUAAACAAUUUUGUUUUGGAUAAGCAAAAUAAUAAAAUUAAUAAUAAAAAUAAAAGCAGCAAAAGCAACACCAAUGGAACUCGCGUCGAGUAGCGUAUUAGCAGCCAUUGUCAAUGAUUAAAACGGCGUUAGAUUGAUAGCUCGCAACGUCGCCGUCGCCGGAGUCGCCGUCGUCUUAGUUAGCGUUAGACGUAGACACACACACCAACACACACAUACACGCACACCUCCUACACCAAGCUCCUCGAUGCCCGCACAGCAGCAGCAGCAGCAGCAACAGUCACAUCAACAGUUUUUAGGACAUUAGCCAAAGCACACACAGUUCCAGAGGACCCAGACGGCUCCAGAGAGAGAGAGUUAGACAGAGAGAAAGAGAGAGAGAUAGAGAGAGAUAGCCAACAUGGACAUCAAGAUUGAGCAGCAGCAACAGCAGCAGCAGCAGCAACAACAGCAGCAGCAGCAGCAACAAACGGAGCUGGGACCCGUUUCGCCUUCGGAGGUGCCCAAUGAUCCUGGCAAAAUGUUCAUUGGCGGCCUCAGCUGGCAGACCAGUCCAGAGAGCUUACGCGAUUACUUUGGCCGCUACGGCGAUAUCUCUGAGGCAAUGGUCAUGAAGGAUCCCACAACCCGCAGAUCCAGGGGCUUUGGCUUUGUCACAUUCAGCGAUCCAAAUAGCGUAGAUAAGGUACUCACCCAAGGCACACACGAGCUGGAUGGCAAAAAGGUGGACCCGAAAGUAGCUUUUCCGCGACGUGCACAUCCCAAGAUGGUGACGAGAACGAAGAAAAUCUUUGUGGGCGGCCUCUCGGCGCCCACCACGCUGGAGGAUGUCAAAAGCUACUUUGAACAGUUUGGUCCGAUCGAGGACGCAAUGCUGAUGUUCGACAAGCAGACCAAUCGGCACAGAGGUUUUGGCUUCGUUACAUUUCAAAGCGAAGAUGUGGUAGACAAAGUUUGUGAAAUUCAUUUCCAUGAGAUAAACAACAAAAUGGUCGAGUGCAAGAAGGCGCAGCCCAAGGAGGUAAUGCUGCCGGCCAAUCUGGCCAAGACCCGCGCGGCCGGUCGCUCCGCUUACGAUAACAUCAUGUGGGGUCUGGGGACAUUGCCCGAAGGCUUUCCGGCAGCUGCGUAUGCUGCCUAUGCCGCUGGUCGCGGCUACUCCGGCUAUCCGAGCUUCGGACUACCCUAUCCAACUGGCCUAACUAUUUGUGGCAUCGGUAGAAGUUAUGGUACCACAUGUAGCACGAAUGCGGGCCGCAGCAGAGCUGCCACUGGCCCCGCUGGCGGUGGUGCGGCUGCUGCUGCUGCAGCUGCAGCUGCUAUCCACAAUCAGCCCCAGUCGGGAUAUCAACACCACCAGGCGCUGACUCUGCCGCUGGCCACGGCGCUGACAGCGCGCACGGCGGCAAUCAAAUCGCAGUUUCUGGGCAACAUAAAUUUCUAAACAAAAGAUCAAACAAAAUCAAAAUACAACACAGAUAAACCAUAUAAGCCGAAAGCAAGUCUGAGAGAGCGGGAAGAAUACAAGCUACACAGAAAAAAGAACACCAAGCCAACAAGAAAAACUAAAACAAAAACAAUCAAAAAGGAAAAAACAAGCAAGCAUAAAUAUACGAGAGAGGCCUGCGAUAUUGUAUUUAAUAUUUCAUUGCCAUUUUGUCUCUUUUUUGUUUCUGUGGUCUCAACGACAAUACGCAAACCAAAAUAAAUCAUUUGUACUGUGACAAGUAGGUACAACAACAACAACAGCAACAACAACCACAAAUAAAAUUUAUUAGCUUAGAUUGUUUCUACGGUGAAUGGUAACAACAACAACAACAAAUAAAACAAAUAAAGCAAAUACUCGAUUUAUCAAAAAAUAAAUAAAAACAAAUAACAGAAACUUAUACAAGUAUUUGUAAUUGCAGACCCAUAUAUAAUCACAUAUAGAGCUGCUGGCGCAUACAUGUGUGUACACACUGUACUAUGUGGCCUCCGUAUAGCUGACAAAUGGAAACUUUCUAAACACACACACACACACACACACACACACACGUACUUAGCUACAUAUAAACAUUUGUUCUAGACGCGUUGUUCGAUUAGCUAAAACCCUAGUUGCGCAUAUAUACCCCCUAUAUAUAUAUAUUUAAAUAUAUAUCUAUCUAUAGAGCCGAGCACAUAUAAGGCGGCAACUGUACCGUACGCAGUUCUGUAGCUUUCGAUUAACUAUUUAAUACACACACACACACACACACACACACACACAUAUAUAGCCACAUGUAGUAGUGUUUAGGUCAACAUAAUCGCAUAAUCACACACAUUUAACUCUUUAGACGUACGUGUAGCGCCCCGUAGAGAGCUAUGACACAAUGUGUACACAAAAUGCACACGCACACAAACAGUAAACACUCCAUAUAAAUGAUACCAAUAUUUGUGCUUUUUUUUUAAUAUUAUUUUGUAAUUUCUUGCGUUGCGUUGCGUUGCGUUGCGUUCGCCACAUUAAUUCUCAUUAAGCCCAAUCUACCAUUUUGGCUUUGGUCCCAGGGACACAAAUCUAUUAUUUAUAAAAACUGUUUUACUGUAAGCAUUUAAAUGCAAAUUUUUAUUUGUAGUACAUCUGCAUAAAUUAGUCGUGUGCAACAACAACAACGACAACAACAACAACAGAAAUAAACAUAAACCGCGCGAAAUGCAUACGAAAAGCAUUUUAGAUAAAAACUACAUUUUAGCCAGCCUGUCACAUGUAGUAUCAUUAUUAUCCUUUAAUUAAUUUCCUGCAUAAUAUAAUUUCUGUAUUUCAGUUUUUUUUUCGUUUUCUCGUUUUUUGUUUGGGUCCCCUGAGUUUUAGAUAAUAAGCACACGUGCAGAGAUUUUUUGGCAUAGAAAAAGUUCAUUAAUUAGCUACAUUUUUUGUUCUGUUUCAUAAUAAUGUGUGUAGCCACAAAAAUAAAAUCAAAAUAAAUACAUUUUGGCGUUGGUUUUUUGUUUUGGAUAUCCUUUAAUUCUACUCAUAUAUAUCGCAUAGCCUGCAUAAGUUCUUUCAUCGGUGCAUCAAACUGAAUCUGAAAUAAGCCAACAAAAAUUUCUACCGAAAUGAGCGAAAACUUUUUAUUGAAAUUUCUAUAUGAAUAAUACAUUAACUAUAUACAAUACAUAUAAAAAUAUAUUUAUAAUAUAUAUAAAAAAAUAUACAAAAUAAGUUUAAUAUAUUUAUUUUAUACAAAAAGCAAAAUCAAAUUUCAUUUGUACAAUAAUGCAAAAGGAAUAAUAAUAAAUUAAAAAAAGUAAAAAAUAUAUACGAACAGAAAAUACAAUAUUAAUGUCCAUCCAUUUUCGAAGAGCGACUUUAAGUUUAUGAAAAAUGCAAUUUUUCUAUGUCCUUUCCAUUUAUGCAUAAAUUGUAAGUUUGACAUUUAAACUUAGCUAUCAAUACUAUAUAUACUAUACUAUAUAUACAUAUAAUAUUUAUGGCAGCGUAUACAUAUAUUAAAUCAAAUUAAAUCAAAAAAAGAACACACACCCACACAGACACUCACACACACACACACACACAGACAUACAAAUCAAUAACUAUAAAUUGAAAAGCUGUUAAUUAGUUAAUUGAAUGCAGUUAUCGCAAAAUUUUUGGCAAUUUAAAUUAAUGUAUAACAAAGGACAAAGGCUAAAAGCCGAGGCAAAUGCUUCGAGGUAUCUAAACUAUAAAAUGCUUGCGAGUUAUUUACACACACACAACUAUAUAGCAUAUACACACACACACACACACACACACAUACGCAUAUCUAUGUAUUUUACACGUAUAUACUGUGAUUUAUAAGAAAACGCUUCAAACCAACAACAAGAACAAAACAAAACAAAACAAAAAAUUGCCAACGCAGAAUUCAAAUUGCUUAUGCAAAAAACGAAAAGUUAUUAACUAAAUAAAUGCACAAAAAAAAAAACGGAUACAAAAGCCGAAACAAAAA